CCACAGAAUGUCCAACGAAGUCUCGCGGCAAAUCUCCCUCUUUAGCACCCAAAUGCAAAAUCGAAUAUUCGGCGACGGAACCAUUGCAAUUCUGGAAUCGCUUCUAGCUUCCAAGGACAUCAAAUCGUCACUAGAAAUCCGAUCAGCUUUGAAAGAGUUUAUGAGACACGAAUCGCUCAGCAUUAUUCGAGAAAUCACUGAGAAGUCCGUCGACAAUAAGCUACUGAUCGCUGAUUUUCUCAUUCGUGCUUUUGCUCUCAUUGGUGACGUGGAGAGUUGCUUGGCCCUGAGAUAUGAGGCAUUGCUACUGCGAGAUGAAAAGGCAUCUAGUGACACAAGGCUAGAGGUUUCAUACCACGAGUGGCUCACAUUAGCCGAGCAAUUGUUUGAUAAUGGUUUUUAUUCCGCUGCAACAAAGACAUGUGAGAGAGCACUUUUAUGCAUUCAGAUGGACAACGGGAUUUGCACUGAAGAUGAUGACUGCUUUAAUUGUGAGCAUGCUUCUGAGAAUAUUAAGAGACUCAAGGAUGCUGCUAUCAUAUUAGCUGCUUCACAAACUGGUACAAACCGAGUUCAGGUUCAGGCAACUGAAUACAUGAAAAAGAAAAUUAAUCAGCAGCUGAAACAACAAGAGUCCAUUUGCACUGAGACGUAUUCUUCAGGAAGCACUCUGUUCAGAAAUGGAAUUAAAAGACGGAAUUUACGAAAAUUGCAGGAACACCAAUGUCUAUAGCAGACAGCCAGAGAGGUGAGUUUGAUGAUAGUGAAGCCCAAACAUGCUUUUAACAAGGUAGUAUAUCAAUAUGCAUGCGUCCUGAGGUUGGGAACUCUUGGAAGAAUUGAUUUGUCACUCAGGCAAUACCUUUUCUUCAUGCUUUCAUGAAAUGGUGGACCUAAAUUAUAGUCCUACUGCAAGUUCAAGAGAACAUUUUCAGAGGGGGAUUCAAGGUAUUCUUAUACAGGAAUAUACAUGAAAAUUUUUUACUUCUUGUAGGGGUAAUUGAGGAUAACAACCUUGGUCCACUUCUCUUGAAGUUUCUUGUUGCUACAAAUGAUGUACGUCACAAAUGGAUUCUGAUAUAUGGUUGUUUGCGUAGACUCCCCGACGUAUUGAUAUUUCGGGAGACAUGUCAGUGUAACCCUGCAACAGCCAUUGGGGAUGGCACUGAAUUACUGUAAACACAGCUUAAUGAACCUAGGAGGC
This is a messenger RNA of Coffea arabica (coffee), 1204 nucleotides long. Lineage: Eukaryota; Viridiplantae; Streptophyta; Magnoliopsida; Gentianales; Rubiaceae. The record is from RefSeq and is a predicted model, not a curated record.